Messenger RNA from Erpetoichthys calabaricus (reedfish), 5326 nucleotides. RefSeq names its product TGF-beta activated kinase 1 (MAP3K7) binding protein 3 (gene tab3). Gene Ontology annotation, cellular component: extracellular exosome. Bases 568 to 2688 code for a protein of 706 amino acids. The record is from RefSeq and is a predicted model, not a curated record. The transcript is spliced from 8 exons. Lineage: Eukaryota; Metazoa; Chordata; Cladistia; Polypteriformes; Polypteridae. Gene Ontology annotation, molecular function: ubiquitin binding.
UAAACGCCAUAUUGUAAGUUUGGUUGUUAUUGAUGUUUGGGGCCUUCUGCGAGAUUUGCAGAAGCAGGAGAUACCGGGCGGGUGCAGGUGGCGAAGCUUGAACAAGAGGCGAACGUCUUAUCAGGCCGUGCGCUUCUAAGAAAGGGAGCAGAAGCUUCAGCUUCCCACAGCAAUGCGGAGCGACAGAAUUUGGAGCGAUGGAACGUAACCCCCGCUAAAGUCAAGGAUUGACUGUACCUAUGUGGAGAAUGAUGCCACUCAAACGUCUAGAGAAAGACCAUCUGAGAAUGGGGUGAUGUACAUCGCUGAGCUUUUCUUGGGAAAAGCGAGAAAUGUCACCUUUGACAGUAUUUUCAGAACGCUGUCCAUGGCAAACAGGCUAAUUCUCUAAAAGACGGGCAUCCUGGAUAUCUGUGAAAGAGAACACGAGUGAUGGUCAAAGUGCUUGCCAACGAGAAAGUGUAGACACUGUUACAGAAAAUGCAAGAAGAGCCAGAGGACUGUAGCCAGAGGCCUGACGUUGACCCUCUUCCUAUGUGAGUGUUCCAGCUGAAGCCAUAAUCCAGGAUGGCGCAGGGAAGCCAGCCACUGGAUGUUCAGAUACUCCAUGAUCUCAAGCAACGCUUCCCUGAGAUCCCUGAUGGGGUCGUUUCUCAGUGUAUGCUGCAGAACAACAGCAAUCUGGAAGCCUGUUGUAGGGCUCUUGCACAGGAGAGCAGCAAAUACUUAUAUGGGGAAUAUCAUAGUCCAGAUGACUGCAGGAUAAACAGGAACCAUAUGCUUCAUAUCAACCUGGGAAUCCACUCCCCCACUGGCUUUCAGGCUGAUAACGUAAAAGCAAAUGGUGGGCGUACUUUGGUGCAUAGCUCAAGUGAUGGACACAUUGAUCCUCAAAGAGGAAACAGUGGCUCAAACCAACAGAUGAUAUGCAUGAUCCAAGAGCCACAUUCAGCCCCUGCUAUUGUAGCUCCUUCUCCUGGCUAUAAUCCUUUCUUCAUUAAUGAGCAAGGACGCUCUGCUGGCACGCCACCUCCUGCAUCUCUGCCACCUGGAAUGAAUACCUCUCCUAUGCAAGGACUGUCUCCCACUUACACACCUAUUACCAGAUAUGGUCUAAACCCAAUCACUGUCACAUUAUCUCAGAACAUCCCAGUAGCUCCUUGCGCCUUACAGCUUUCUUCUCAGAUACCAAAUUGCCCUUAUGGCACAGGUAGCAAUUCGGUCUACAUCAGGACAACCUCUUCACAGAGCCCUUCAGGUAGGCACACACCUCAGAGUUCACCAUGGCAUUCUCCUACAGCCCAAUGUCAUAUUCAGCCCUACAGCCAACAACCUCAUCCCAUCCCAGUUUACCAGACCCAGACAUUGCCUUACCAGCCCUCACAGUACUCUUCUAAACAACCGCAAAUGUCCCAACAGCCGUAUCGUUCUCCACCUCCUUCUCAGUUUCCAUCUCCAUAUAGCUCACCACAGCAUCAGAUCCAAUCCAGUCAGCCUGGCCACCAGACCUCUCAUGUUUUUAUGCCAAUUAGUCCCCCUACAAUGUCUAGUUUACCAUAUAACCAACAACAGCAGUCUCCGAGUUAUCAACAGCAAGGAGCACAGCCUGGGUCAUAUAUCCCAUAUUUAUCAAAGAAUCCCAUAAAAAAUCAAAUUGAAAUCACUCUAGAAACUCCCCAGAGGCCCCUGAACCGCAGCUCAUCACCAGUACCUAACCAGCAGCAACGAGGUCAGAACAGUAUGUAUAUUGCUACAAACCCUGCACCUGGUUCUCCAUCAAGAGGAAUAUCUGGAGUUCCAGUGAACAUUGGAGGGCAACCUCAGUCAGCAAGUUUUAUUCCUGCAAUGUAUAUACACCAGGGCCCACAACGCACUCGACAAGCUCCAACACCCCCUCAAGAUGGCAGUGGCGGAGGACAGGUUGCUGCCAGUAGCCCUCAAGCCAGAGUCUCACAGGCUAAUAAUUCUUCUUACACCUUCAAGAUCAAAGUAUCUCCACGGAGGCAAGUACAAAGGCAAUCGGAUUCUCCUACCUUGGAGAGUGAAAGUAUCUUAAACUUGGUUGAGGAAGGAGAGCAUACUGGUGCCCCCGAGCCAAUUCAGCCUAUUUCUGCUCUUCCUGGCACUUUUGGUGAUAGAAGCAGCAGGGAAUAUCACAGGAAGUCCAGCUCUGGCUCAGAUGACUACGCUUAUACACAAGCUCUGCUGUUGCACCAAAGAGCCAGAAUGGAGCGACUUGUGAAAGAACUGCAAUUAGAGAAACAGAAAUUGGAGCACCUCAAAUCUGAUGUUAAUGAAAUGGAGUAUGACCUCAUGCAAAGACGUUUACGAAGGGUUAAUGCCACUUACCUUAUUCCUGCUCCAGAGGAUAUGACAAGACAAAGAAAUCUGAACAGACAGCUUCAAAUUGAUAUUGACUGUAUGCUGAAAGAAACUGACCUCCUUCGGUCUAGAGGAAAAUUUGAUCCAAGUGCUCUGAACAGUUUCUAUGACAAUAUUCCACCUGGACCUAUUGUACCCCCAAAGCCAGUUAAAAAAGGGCAUCCGUCAUCUGCAAAAGCCCCUGUUGUCCAGCAGCCAAGAGAUGAAGACUUUGAAGGGGCCCAUUGGAAUUGUGAGAGCUGCACUUUCCUGAACCACCCAGCAUUAAACCGAUGUGAGCAGUGUGAAAUGCCACGAUACACUUGAACAAAAAAAAGGACACCUUCUGGGUGGCUCGAGGUGGGUGAAGGAAACGGACAUGAAUGCACCUAUUUCCCACAAAGCUAUAUGGGAUAUGAACAGAGAAGCUGCAUGUCAACUUCAACAUUGGAAGGCUCUUCAGGAAGAGCGCCAAAGGAAGACAUGUUUUUUUAUUUAUUUUGUUUUAACUUUCCCAGCAUUCCUUUGAAUAUGUAAUUGAAUGUGAAGAAAGCUGAUGCAUUUUGAAAAGGUGAAUCCUGAUGUAAAAUAAGGUUCUUUUCAUGACCCUUUUCUGAAUGAAAGGCUUUUAUUCACGUUGUCUUUUCAGCGACUUACAUGGACAGGUAAAACAAACAGGUAAUUUUGUUUUAAAAGUCUUGAAUUAUCGAACUGCGGCUGUUGUUUAUAUUAAAAAAAAAAUCACAAUGAUGCCUGCAUGGGGAAAUAACAAGAAAGACUUAACCUUCAUACUUGCUGCUUUCUUCAGGGUAAAUUGCAAUCUGUACAAUUUAAAUUAUGAAGUAAUUGUUUUUUCCUCUCAAUGGUAAGAUAAUAGUUAUGCGCCUUAUAUUUAAAAAUAUACAAUCCAAGGUUCUUAAACAAUCCUAGUUGCUUGUUCCUUGAAAUGUUGCCCAUUUAUAUCAUGGUUACAACUGUAAAUCAUUCCUUUAAUUCUAAAUUCAAAAUAGAGAACAUCAAACUUUACUGCAUGCUGUCCUGAGAGGAAAAUGUACUAACAGUUCCACCAGUCUUUAUGGGGAGUGAGUGGCGAAGCUGCAUUGUAUGCAAACAUCUGUAGUCUUCACCAAGCAGUGUUCUACAGGCAUCUUUCUUUCUAGAAAUAAUGUGCAUUUUAUGAAUUUUUUUUUUGUUAUUGCUAGUGCAACAGUGCAGUAAACUUAGUCCAAAUUCUGAUGAUCUGAAAACCUCGCUCAGGACUAUUGACUUGGCAGUGAAGAAGAUAGUGGUUGACAACUGUUUGCUUCCUGUUAUGCUGGCCUUUAAGCUUCCAUUUUAUGAAAGGAUGGGAGGGGGAAUCACUGUAAUGUUUACAGCUUAAAGAAAAGUAUGAGAACACAGAUAUCUGUUUGAUGCUGCUGUUGGUUUAUUUGCACAUGAAUAAUAAACCUGGCUGCAGCUUUGUUGAAAGCAGAUGUAUGAUUUAAGCAUAUGAAAUUGCACAAGGCGUGUUUUAUAUAAUAUGUAUGAGGAGUGUUAACUAUUGAACAAAGAGCAAAAAUAUAUUACUGGUACUUUUAUGCAUAUUUCUGCUAUACUGUAUCCUUAAAAAAGGUGAUGUAUUACUCAGAUGCCUUGGACAGCUACAGUAAUAAUAAACCACUUGUCCUACUGGGCAACUGAGUGAGAAUAACGUGUGAAUAAUAUGUGAAUGUGUGCAAAAUAGGGUGUCUGUUCUCCUUUUACAAAAGGUGCCCCUGCCUUUGUAAAAUUCAAAAGCGCCUCAGAUAAUGAUUGCUGUUCAUUUGAGUCCCUUGUUGUUUUGCUUGUGUACAGCGCAAAAACCGAUUGUAAAAUGCGUGUAUAUGUGUGUUUGGAUAAAAACCAUAAAUAGAUUUUUAUUUUUUGCUGAAACUUCAGGAUGGGUGUUUUCAACAGCAGCACUACAAUUGCAAUCUAUGGUCACAACUUUGACUUAAUAGUAAAGGGACAGAGUGGCAAAUGUUCAGGCCGUGGUAUCCUAUAGCUAAGAACAACUUAGCACUUCUGUCAAAGCAACCGACCUCUGUUACUUAUGUGAUGGCCAAGCAUUUUACGAAUAGAUAGCCAGAAAUCAUAACAUUGAAGGUUCAUUUCAAUUUGUCUCUAAUUGUAGCUUUCCAACCCCCAGAUUGCAUCCUGAAGUUGAGGUAGUUUACAUUUCUGCUGUUGAUUUGUAAACCAUAAGCUAUUUAAAUUAAAAUUCUGUUAACAGAUUCUGGCUGUGAGAAUACCAAUGUGUGCAGACCUGAAAAACAUAAGAGAAUAGCAGAUCCCCAUGUUGAUGCCCACUGCGAGUUAUUUACGCACAUGGUUACUUUGGUGGUACCAUGUCAUGCAUUGGAUUCAGGGGUAGCGGCUUUUUUCUUUUUGCUCAGGGUACCAAUUUUUCUUUGUUCUGUGCCAAUACAAUAUUCUCUGUGUUUUGUCAGCAUCACUUUGCUUUCUUCAACUUGUUUUCUAUGUGUGUGUCUGAUCUUCCGCAUGUCUGAGGUAAAAGGCUAUUUUGAUUUCGAUAAAGAUUGUGUCAUUUGUUUUAAAUUUUAUUUUUUAAUGAUUUUUUUUUCACAAUAAAUGUACACUGGGAGCUGUGCACUAUGUCUGACCCUGUAAAGUUUUUUCAUUUAUUUGCACUUAAAAGUUUGUCUUGACUAUAAAUGCAAGAGUCCAGGUUUAUUAUUUUAAUAUUACUUUAUAUGUUUGUCAUUCGAUUAAACUCGGGCCUGUACUUGUGUUUGUUUUGAUGACUUUUAAACUUGUGAUUUGUUUCAUUUUGGGUGGAGAUUAUGUCAUUUACUAUCAAUUCCAUUACAGUCUUGUUUUGAAUUGUACAAAGGCAGCAAAGGCUAUGCAUGUGUGAUACCUUACUUAGAUAGGAUAAUUAUGGUGGUUGUUAUUUUUCCAUAAUAAAUGUAAUAAGAGCCGA